GGGGGUCUCCAUGCUGGGAGCGGCGUGCAGAGACCCUGGGCCGCAGGGAUGCACAGGCCAGCAGCCCUGGCAGCGAGCAGCAGGCGGAAGCCUCCAAGAUAUUGUAAAUCACCAUGCGGGGGGAGGUAGGAGAGGGCAGGCAGCAAGUUUUGAUGGAGCCUGGCUCCCAGCGGGUAAUAUUCCUGGUGCCGGGACACCACGGGCUCAUGGAACCCACUGCCUCUGCUUGCGAGUUGGGCACCCGGCCCGACAGGGGCCUUGGUUUUGGAGUGGUUUGUGCCGCCACUGGCAUGAUGGGGCCCUGAUCUUGGUCCAGGUCUGGUCGGUGCCUGGCACAAAGGGGGCUGAUCUCAGGCCGGAUUCAUACGCACGGUUAUAUUAGACAUGAAAUCAUGACUACAGCCAUGAAAGGAUUUUGGGGUUUUUUUUCACACUGGCCCUGCCUCAUUCCGUGCCUGGGCCAGAUGUGUGAGGAGCAGAGUUAAGGUGACACAGGUCACAACAAAUGUGUGUUUUCCUUACUGCCACGGGCUUGACGUUGCCAGCAUAAGCUAUGUGCUGUCAACACAGGAUUUUCCAGCGGGAGCAUUAACUUGGGGCUGAAAUGUUUCUCCCGCUCUGCCGCAGACCGAGCACCAUGGCUCUCGCAAGAUUCCAAGCCACAGUCUCGCGAGGGAGCCUGACAGAUGCGAUUUCCGACGUGCAGCAGAGAACGCCGGAGUCGUUCAACAGCCACACGCUCCACAUCGCCAUCACGGGGGAGCCAGGCUCCGGGAAGUCCUCCCUCAUCAACGCCUUGCGGGGGCUGCGUGCUGGUGAUGAAGGUGCUGCUGAAACUGGGAUGCUAGAGACCGUGACGGAGACAAUGGCUUAUCGAGACCCUGUCCUGCCAGGCGUCACCCUCUGGGACCUGCCAGGGGCGGGCACAUCCCAUUUCCCUCUGAACACCUACUGUGAGCAGCUCAGUUUGGGACGAUUCGAUUUCUUCCUCCUCGUCGGCUCCCAGCGUUUCCGCGCCGCACACGCCCAGCUGGCCCGCGAGAUCCAGGGCAUGGGUAAGAGGUUCUACUUUGUGCGCUCCAAAGCCGACAUGGACCUGGAGGCUUCCCGGCGGCAGCGUCCCUCCAGCUACAGCGAGGAGCGGAUCCUGCAGGAGAUCCGGGAGGACUGCCGGAGGGGCCUGGCCGCUGAAGGAGUGGGCCACCCGCAGGUUUUUGUCGUGUCCUCCUGGGAACCCGACAGCUUCGACUUUCCCCUCCUGCGGCAGACGCUGCAGAAGGACCUGCCGGGCCUGAAGAGACUCGCCUUCCUGCUCAGCCUGCCGGCCGUCGCCUCCCCCAUCAUCAUCCGGAACAAAGCCGCCCUGGAGGGGGAAAUUUGGAAACCAGCCCUUCUCUCCUGUCUCCUCGCUGCCAUUCCUCUCCCAGGCCUCGCUUUCUUGGGCACCUUCUUCAUCUUCUGGAAGCACCUGCUCCGCUACUACAGCCGCUUCGGGGUGGACAACAGGUCCCUCUCCGCACUCGCCCGGCAGGUUGGGAAACCGGUGGAGGAGCUGAGGGCUGUGAUGUCCACCUUGGGACCGACCCCCAUGAUGGCCCUGAGACUGCUGGUGGAUACGGUGGGAUUCACAGUGAUGGUACAAGAGUGUUCGUGGAAGCGUCUCCCCAUCUUCGGGGCCAUGGUGUCCGGGGGGGCGGCGCUGCUCGCCACUUACUUCAUGCUGUGGAAGGGCUUGGCCUCUGUGGCUGACGAUACCCGGCGGGUGCUGAGCAAAGCCCUGGAGGCAGAAGGGAAAAAAAGCAUCUAGGAUUUGAGUGUCACAUGGGAGGGGCCUGCCGCCGCCUAGGGGACACAGCCUUGGACUCCACACAGGGAAAAUUCGUGUUUCUCCAUGCAGGGGUCCCACGUUCCAGCCCCAUAAGCCGUCCAGGGGGAUCGUUGCCAACCUGCCAAAGCGCCCUAAGGAAGGAGACCUGGUGGUGACGACUCAGCGCUUCUGCGGUUCCACCCCACAAAGCAGCUUUCCCUUUGACAUUCAUACAAGAGAAAUAAAAUUGUAUUGAACCCGCUUCUGUCUACCUGGGUCCCUCUGGGCUCCUCCAGCGCUUCAGUGUCUGAGCAUGUUGUAGCCAGACAGGAACCCCCCCUUGUAACAUCCAUUUUUGCUUGCCUGGAGCAUCCAGGGCACACAGAGCAGAAGGCCCAGGCUGUGUGACCGUGAAUGGCUGUAAACAGAGAUACGCCAA
Pelodiscus sinensis (Chinese soft-shelled turtle) is the source of this 2246-nucleotide messenger RNA. Lineage: Eukaryota; Metazoa; Chordata; Testudines; Trionychidae. The record is from RefSeq and is a predicted model, not a curated record.